Molecule: messenger RNA, 435 nt
Organism: Strongylocentrotus purpuratus (purple sea urchin)
Lineage: Eukaryota; Metazoa; Echinodermata; Echinoidea; Camarodonta; Strongylocentrotidae
Exons: 1
Coding region: 1-435 (144 amino acids)
Source: RefSeq, a predicted model, not a curated record
AUGGAGCCCCCUCCAUUAAGAUCAGAAGUGGAGCUUGCAAUGAAACAACUGAAGGAUGGCAAGUCCCCUGGCUACGACAACUUGACUUCCGAGAUGUGGAAGGCUACAGGUGAAGAAGGUACUGACCUGAUGUGGCGUCUCUGUUCCAAUAUCUGGAAUAGUAGGGAGUGGCCCAAGGACUGGUGUAGAGCUGUUUUUAUACCAUUGCCAAAGAAGGGAGAUCUGAAAAAAUGUGCAAAUCACCGAACGAUCAGCUUGAUUUGUCAUGCAAGCAAAAUACUUCUGAAGGUGAUUAGCAGAAGAAUGAAAAUCAAACUGCAAGCCGAGAUCUCAGAUGAGCAAGCAGGGUUCCGGGAAGGUAGAAGGACAAAAGAACAGAUUGUCAACAUUCGAAACAUAUUAGAGAAAUGCAGAGAACACAAACAUCCCCUCUAA